Linum trigynum is the source of this 3377-nucleotide messenger RNA. Lineage: Eukaryota; Viridiplantae; Streptophyta; Magnoliopsida; Malpighiales; Linaceae. The record is from the annotation of a GenBank genome assembly.
AUGCAUUAGAUACAUCCAUUUGUUCCAAAGUCCAGUUCCUCAAGCUUGCUACUGCUAGGAAGGUCUUUACUGUGUUUAUCUUAGCCACUAGGGAGUAUGUGUCCAAAAAGUCUAUCCCAUAAACCUGAGUGUAGCCCUUGGCCACCAGCCUGGCCUUUUCUCUUUCUAGGGAUCCAUCAGGCUUAAAUUUGUAUUUAAAGACCCAUUUGUUACCUAUCUCUUUAACAUUUGGAGGUAAUUGGACAACAUCCCAUGUCUGGUUUUCCUCCAAGGCAUGUAACUCUGAGUUCACAGUCCUAUUCCAUGCAUCAGACUUGAUUGCUUCAUAAUAUGAACUAGGUUCUACUAGGUUCAUGAUAUUCAGUGCAAAGGAUCUAUCAUCAUGACUCAAGCUAUCCACAUUCAGACAUAAAGGAUGCCUACUGCAAGAGUUUGAUUUCCCACAGUGACCAAAGGAAAUGCUUGGAUCUAGUUCAUAGUCCUUGUACUUACUUGGAAGUCAAACCUUUCUUUGAUGUCUGUCUGAUGACUCGAUAUUUGCACAUGUUUUCCCCAUUGUUUCUUGAUCGUUUAAGCUUGCAUUAUUUCUUCUUUGGCCUAUUUUACGCUAGGUUGUGUUCCUUUGUCACAUUUCAGGUCCUAGCACAUAAAGUGAAGCAUAGGCGCAAGUUUCAAAUCAAUUAGAGAUCAAUUGACGAUUCGGGAGAAGAAACUCGGGCAUGACCUGAAGAAGAAUGAAUUUGUACCUCACUUUAUGGAUAAAUAAUCAUGCAAUCUUGUCAUUAAAAGAAAGAGGACGAGACUAUGAGCGUCUGGGAUCAAACGGGGAAUGAUUCAGAGUCCGGACGAGGGAGAAACGAAGCAUUAAACAGAGGCUGAGCAAGCCACACGGGCAUCCUGGAACUCCACACGGCCGUGUGGGUCGUGGCCGUGUGGAAAUCACUGAGCCUUCACACGGGCAGCUGGGAAAGCCACACGGCCGUGUGGCCUGGCCGCGUGAUCGGGAAUUUCUGUUUAAAACUCGAUUUUCAGCCAAAGGAAAGGGGAGAGCUGGGUUUUUGGUUCCCAAACACCCAAGGGACGAACCCUAGAGAGAGAUAGUGACUUGGGAACAUUCUUGGAGCUAUUUUGGAGGAUUUCUUCGCCAUUGGAGCUCGGGAAUCAAGCUUGGAGAUGGAGAUUGAAGAUCUAGAUCAGAUUUCUGCAGUCUCUCUCUUCUCUAUGGAGUAACUUCCCUUCACUUAAGUUUUGAGGAAACCUAGUUCCAUGUGUUAGGAUCUUUCUUGUAUGAAGUUUUGGAUGCUAUAUUGUUUGAUUAUAAUCGAUUGAGGCAUGAUUUAUUGAGUCAAUUGAAUCUUGAUCAAAUUCUCUUGAUUCCUGCUUUAACCUAUGAUAGAUAGAAUCUGAUUAGGUUAAGAGAGCUUCCUUGAUUGAUGGUGGUGAAUUGGUUAUACGAGGUUUAGUCAAUCUACUGCUUUUUACUGGAAUCCAAUUCCGGUAGUGGAGUUCUGUGUUCAUAGCCUCAGCUUUUUAUCUCGGUGAAGGUUAGUCGCCUGCCGGGUAGUUGGACUGAGAGGGCUUGUUCAGCUUAAGAGAUUCCAAGCUACUGUCGGAUCUUCCGCAGUUUAAUCAACAGUAGAUCAACCAAAGGUAAUUUCAACUUGGACCUAAUUGAGGAGCUAGGGGGAAUCAUACCUAAGUGAGUUCACAACUUGUAAUUAGUAGAGUAGUCAGUAGAGUAGUUUAUAAAUCAAUCCUUAAUCUAGUUUGCUAGAUAAUGAACUGAAGCUGAGUAAUAGUAACUCUAGAGACCCGUGGAUUCGAUAUUUAUUACUUGUGCCACUAUACUGCAGUCCCUUUCAUUGGUUACACUUGGCCAUUGUUAGGUGUUGUGUUUUAGCGUGUCAAAUUUUUGGCGCCGUUGCCGGGGACUUUCUAGAUUAUUAGGAAAGGAAGAAGUUUGUUACUUUAGCGUUUUUCUUUUCUUUUCCACCCUUGUUUUUCACUUGGGUGUUUUUGUUUUUGUGGGUGCAGAUCUGAAUCAUGGAUCCUCAUGGCUUCUCCAACAAUUGGGGGUAUCCACCACCACCCGAGUGGUAUUACCCCGAGACUCCCUGGAGCAAUCAAGGAGGAGAAGACUAUGAAUUCGUGUUCCAGUACCAACCCCCUUACUACGGAGAACAACCGGACCCCUGGACAUAUCAAGAACAACCUCAUUACCAAGAAGAAUUUCUCCCACAACCAGAAAGGCCAUCGGCGCUGGAGUUACCCAUGGCGGCCUUCACGGGCCAUUCUGCAGAGCCAUGCUACACUCCACAGCCAGAUCCAAACUAUGAAUUGACGCUUCUCAUGGAACAGUUUGCUAGAGACAGUGAGAGAACAUGCUCCAGGAUGGAUCAUUGUGUCCAGGCCUAUCGUGAAACAGAGGAGAUCCUCCUGAGCCUUAAGAAGAGCGUCGAUGAUCUUGAGCGAUCUUGUGCACAACUUGCUCCCGAUCACCCUUCUGCUACCAUAAUAGAAGAGGUGGAGGAAGAAGAAGGGUACAAGGACAUUGUGGAGCACACUAAAGUUGUCACGGAGAGCUCCCGUGAUGAUCAUGAUCAUGAAUUUCCUGUCAUAGCCGACCACAACUUCCCACAUCCCAAACUGAGCUUUGAAGAGGCGGGCAUGAGUGAGGAGAUGCAAGAAGAUCUCAUGAAAGAAAUUGCUUGGCAGCUUGCUCUCCAAUCCGUACUAGAAGAAGAAGAGCAAGAAAGGGUGCAGAAAGAAGUUGUGGAGGAUGACGAAAGUGAAGCAGAAGGAGUUCUUGAUCAUUUCCCAGGGGUGAUACCACAUGAAGAAGAAAGGGAGGUUGAAGAAGCAAUUGGUGUCCAGGCUGAGGAUGAAGUUGAGGUGGAAGAGGCUUGCACCGGCCCUAUAAUACAAGUAAUAUACCCAUCAAACUUCGAGGAACUACUUAGCAAGGACCCAUUUGCAGUGUCUCUUUGCCAAACCAAGGCCACAUCGACAUCGGUCCCUCUUGGUGGACGCGAUGGUGGUCAAUCGAUGUUGUCAUAUAUGGUUUGGGGCAAUGAGACGAGAGAAGAGAAGAAGAGGUCUCGAGGAUGGAGACUUCAUCUGCAUCAAGUGCACGAGCUUCCAUCACCAGUCAUACCACAUGCUCGUGACUUGCGACUCCACCUCAUUGACGAUAACCUCAACUUCAAGGAGGUUCUAGCAUGAACCGAAACUUAGGAGCCAUCGUCUGGCUCACGACGUGAAAGAAGCGCUUGUUGGGAGGCAACCCAACCAGUCGGUUUGCAUUUCUUUCUCUAUUUCUCCUCGGUUGAGUCAGUUUUGUUAUUUGAUUUUAGAGUCAAUAACUCAACCUUUGUGAG